CUUCGCGGAGCUCGCUGCCGUGCACGGGGCUCGGAAGAUGGAGGACUACGGGCGGUUCUUGACGCUGCUGGUCUCGGCGCUGCUGGUCGGCUUCGUGUCCGUAAUCUUCUCCCUAGUCUGGGUCUUCCACUACCGCGAAGGACUGAGCUGGGACGGCAGCGCAGGGGAGUUUAACUGGCACCCCGUCCUCAUCAUCACCGGCUUCGUCUUCAUCCAGGGCAUCGCUUUUCUUUGGUUUCGCUGUCUUUCUGCUCCCUUUUGCUCCAGUUUCUCUCCGGCAGGCAGCCAUGAUACAUGUUUAUUCGGGUCUUACCAUCUUUGCAACCGUGAUUGCAACAGCUCUCAUGGGAUCACAGAAAAGCUUAUAUUUUCCUUGCGCAGUAAUCCUGCGUACAGUGAAUCCCACCAGAGGCAACUUUUGUCAAUUGUCCUUGGUCUUUUGCUUGUCAUAUUUGGUAUAUUUAUUUUGUGGAUGGCAAGCAGGCCCUAUUGGAAGCGUCCCCCAGAAGAGAAUUUAAAACUCUGCUGCCCCACUGGAGGGACUCCUGAAGGCACAGAAGCAGAAUCCGCGAUGACAGACGGUGGCAAUGCAGAUAAAUCUGAUCUGAGGAUCAAUAGUGAAGCAGCCAGAAAACAAAACAUUAAACUUGAUGAAGCAGGCCAACGAUCAACUAUGUAAAGACAAUACACAGAAUAACAGUACUGUUAUACUGCCAACCCGCCCCUCCCUCACCCUGUUUCCUUAUGAUUUAGUUAUAUUGAUCAUAUAAAUUAAGUUGUGGUUUUAUUUUCUGUAUGGCUUGCUCAAAGAUAGUCAAGUUUUCUGCAUAUGAUUUAAAUUUCAGUAAGUCCCAAACAUAUUAUAUGGGUUCAUGCUCAGACCUCAUUUAAAAAAUGAGAGUGUGAAUGACAUAACAGGAGAAUCACGUAAAUUGGAGAAUGUUUUCCAUAUCACUUUCUUAGUUUAAUGCUUAUACCUCUUAUAGUCAUGACAAGUUAACAAGAUUGAGACCUAAAUAUUGCUCUGAGUGAUUUUGCAUGUUUAUGAAUCAGGAGUCAUGAAGCAUAUCUGACAGCAGAAGUUAGUUGGUCACACAUAAUUUUUCUGGUAAUCUUCAUGUUUUGAAAGUCCUAAUUUCUCAAGUUGAGAAACCUUCUCCUCAGUAACUUCUAAGAUUUUGAGGUAAUUCGUUCCACUUAGCAGAGUGCACCAUAAAAAUGUUUGUCUUAUUUGGAAAGAUAUAGGAAACACACUUAAAAAAUAUGCAUCACUUAAACCAAGUCUUCCUUUUAUCCCAGAAGGGCAGCAUUUUCCUAUCUUUAUUUGAUUGCACAGUUCUAUUGAUUUAUGGCACUAGACUAGAAAUUAGGAGCAGAGAAGAAAAGCAGAGAAGACUGCUAGCAGUCUCACAGAAAAAAGGAUCUUGAAGUGAGAAAUGUUUCCUCCAGGAAACAGCUGAGCUUUGCUGAUUUGAUUAAAUGCUACCUGUUAACUGAAAAGCCAGUUUUUCGUUAUCUUCACACUGGUGUCAAAAUCAUCACUGUCAUGGGCAUGUAAGACAUAUUUUUAGUCUAUAAGCAAACUAUAUAAACUCUAUGACUUUUUUAUUUUGAAAUUAAAUUGUUAAAUAAUGCAGUUUGAACCUCUACUGGCACUUUACUUUAUAGCUCUUCCUAGUAACCGGAGUAUAAUGUAUUACGGUCAUUUCAUAUUUUCACAGAUAUAAGCAAUAUUUUGUAUUUUUUACUACUACAGAAGAAUAAUUAUAGUAGAUUAUUUUGAUUGCACAUGCCCAAAAGGAUGAACCUUUCUAUUAUAAUCUCUUGUAAAAGCUGCAGAGCCCACUGCAAGUCCAAAUUUACCACUGUUCAUGUUGCAAUAUAGAACAGUUUCAGACAGCAUAUAAUUUCCUAUUUUUUUUUAACUACAUAAAUUUUUAUCUACUUCAGCUUUUUUAAAAUGUUUAAACACAUUCAACUUUAGGAAAAUAUGCUAUUUUUGUAGUUCAGUGUUGUAUUAGUACAAUUUUGAUCAUGAGUUCUUUUCGAUCUUCACUUACAAGAAACAUCUGUUAUUUGAUUUGUAAUAACAUGUUGAUCAUUUGGUGAAUGCAGUAUAGAAGCUAGCACAGUGAAUUAUUUGAAAAACUCUUCUGCAGUACCAUUUGGUACUCAAGGACUACAUCCUAGAGUUCUAUGUUUUCACCUACAUAUGUUUGUGGAUGGCUGGGACCCUACCUAGCAUUGUGUUGAAUUGUUUCAUUUAAGAAAAUGUCUGCUUUUAAAUGCCUUAGUGUAAAACUCAGGUAUGACAGGAGGAAUACUAAACUAUUGUGUGAGCACUCCUCCAGUCCCUCCAUGAGCAAUGGAUCAGACAGCUUUUCCCCUGUUUUUCAAGUUCCACACAGUUACCUGUCUUCCCCAAAAUUGUUCUGUGCAGCAUCAGCAUUGUCGUGGUUUAGACCCAGCUGGUAAUUCAGCACCACGCAGUCGUUCGCUCACUUCCCUGACUCCUCCUGCUCCCAGUGGGAUGGGGAGGAUGUAAAGAACUUGUAAACCCCACGGAUUGAGAUAAGAACAGUCCAAUAACUACAGUAUAAUACAAAACCACUAGUACUACCACCAGUAAUAAUAAUAAGGGAAAUAACAUGGGAAGAAAAUAUAAAACUAAAGGGGAAAAGGGGAAAAAACCCAAUGAACAUAAGGGAUGCACAAUACAAUUGCUCACCACCUGCUGACCAAUAUCCAGCCCAACCCAAGCAGUGACCUGAUCCUUCCGGGUAACUCUCCCCAGUUUACGUACUGGGCAAGAUGUGCUGUGGUAUGGAAUACCCCUCUGACUAGUUUGGGUCAGGUGUCCUGUCACUGCCGCCUCCCAGCUGCCUGUGCCCCUCCUCACUGGCAGAGCAUGAGACUGAAAAGUCCUUGAUCGGAGUAAGCAUUACUUAGCAGCAGCUAAAACAUAGGUGUGUUAUCAGCAUUGUUCUCAGACUAAAGCCAAACACAGCACUGCACCAGCUACUAUGAAGGAAAAAAAACCUUACAGCUGAAACCAGGACAAGCAUAAAAUCCAAAUAGUACUGAUAGCAGCUUUCUCAGAGAAAAACAAGAGCACUUGUUUUACAUUACGUUAGUGCUCAACUGACAUGACCUGAUUAUGUUAUGCAUCCUAUUACAAUUACAAAUUUAUAUAUUGAACAUUAAGUAGGAAGAGGGAUUUGCAGUAGUUUCUGGAGAACACUAAACUCCGCUGUUGUCUUCUGAUCUCAUUAUAUUUUGCUCAACAAGCCUGCUUUUUGAUUAAAUCAGUAAGCAUCUUACAGCUGGUGGAUGCAUGUUUAGUCUUUGUGAGAGAUGCUCUAUUAAUACUUUUGAAGUAUAUCAGAUUAAAUGAAUAAAUGAACUCAGCUGUUCUAGUAAUUUACUAUGCUAGCUUUCUCUACACACACAGACAACAGCAUUCUAAGUUGGUAUGUACUGGCCUGUUACCGUGUCUCAUCCACCUGUGAAAAUGAGCUCUUUCAAUCCUUGCCUAGUACCCAGUGUGUGGAAGGUAGUCACUUAUCUAAGAACUGUUGUGGAAGAAAAUGUCUAGGAUAUUGGGAAAAAAAUCACAAAAUCUGUGAUUUCUUUUGUUAUGGCACUAACUUGGAUGUAUUGAAAUCAACAGCUUUUGGGUGAAUGGUUCUAUAUGCUGUUAAAGUUAAGCUAUAGUACCAGUAUGUCUUGUGUUCUACGUUUUAUUCCAUGUACAGUUUAAGGUAAUGAUACUUGAAAAAGAAUGGUGGCAUUUCUUUAUCCCUCUAUUCUGAUGAUACAAAACUAACUGAAAAUCAAAGCUUGGCAACCUUUUGAGGAUACUCCGCCAGAGUAUAUUUUUGGUUUUCAACUGUGAGGUUAAAUGUGAUAGUAGAAACUCAGUGGGAUCUGGAAGAUUCCAUUCUGGAAAAUUAUCAUCAUCAGUGGUUAUCUCCUGUGUAUGAGCUGUGGGCUUCUAGCUGCUUUGGUCUUUGGAAGGUCCCUAUGAGAUGCAAUAGCUGGGAGCUCCUAAACCUUGCUCAACUUUGGAGUGUACAAUUUAAAACAGAUUCAACGUGCUAUAGAUUUUUGGCUUCUGUUCUGAACUGAUUAAAAAGUUCUUUAAGUAUCCUUGCAACAUAGGAGGUUAGUUCAAGUCCUAAGUAAAAAUACAAAGGACUUUGCUUUGGAGACCAAUUUUCAGUGGGGGAAAAAACAUAUUCCCAAAGCUGCUUCUCAGAGUGGCCUUCCAUUAACUUUCCUUUUGUGCAACUUUUCUUACAUGUAUUAUGGGUAAUAGUAGCCACAUAAGAAAUAAAAAAGUAUAUUUUCAAAGAUAUAAAUGGAAGGUAUAACUCCAGCUUUUUUAUCAGGAUUUUUCUGCAUGUUUGGAAAUCUUCUACAUUGGUGUAUUUACAGGGAUAUGAUUGUAGAGCUCACAUUCCAAGUCUGGAUUCCUAUAAAAACAUAUGAAGUUACAAAACCUAACAUUAAAAGUGCUAUCUUUUUAAGAUGCCUGAAAAAAACAUUAAAUGUAAUUACCUGCUGUCAUGCAGUUCUGUGCACAGCAGCAGAACAGUGUUUUCUCCAACAUUAAUGAAACUGAGAAAUGAUGGUGCAAAUUAGAUUUUAAAGUUGAAUGUACAGUAAUUACUGUACACUACUUACUUCAUGUAACCGAAAAGAUUGCAUAUGAUAUUGAAAAUAGGAUAUUGUAAAUAUGGAUUACUUAUUUACAUGGAUAUUUUAUUGAAAGACUAAAAGAUAUUGCCAAAUUUUUCUGUUUCAGAACUCUUUCUUCUGCUUCUGUUUCAAAAAAAUUCGCUCCUCUGUUUCAAACCGUUCACAAGAAUCCAAAGAAUUAUUUUAUUGUUUUGUUACUCGCGAUACUUACUUGUAGAUGAAAGCAAAUGUUUAAUUACAAUGUCUAUUUUCCUUAUUCUUUUUGUAUGUUAAUAAAAAUGGUUUUUCAAGCUUA
Messenger RNA from Strigops habroptila (Kakapo), 4996 nucleotides. Its product is annotated as cytochrome b reductase 1. Gene Ontology annotation, molecular function: oxidoreductase activity. The record is from RefSeq and is a predicted model, not a curated record. Gene Ontology annotation, cellular component: lysosomal membrane. NCBI's taxonomy places the organism in Eukaryota, Metazoa, Chordata, Aves, Psittaciformes, Psittacidae.